AUGCUGACAGAACUCCCCCGUUUGCCUGAAGUCGACCUGGAAAUUAUCCUGGAAGCUUUCCAUGCUACCGCACAGUCUACCGACUUAAACCAACGUCAAUGGGGCGAUAAGGCUCGUCUCCAAGAGAUUGGAGUACAAGUGCUGCAUAUGGCGCUCACGGCUCAUUACUUCUCCGUCAAGCCGAAUCUAUCUGCAACUGAAAUCCAGAGCAAAGUCAGCGAAGUGCGGCAUGGGGGCAGGAUCCACGAAUGGGUGGGACGUUACGAUAACUUGAUUAGGUUCGUGAUGGACAAAGACAGCCCCGCGGAACGUGGGCAACUAUUCGAGGCCUAUGUCGGGGCGUUAUGGUACAGCAAAGGCAUGAAGGCGACCCAGAAGUGGAUCAGCGACCUUCUCGGCGACAACGUCUACGUUAAGGACGAACCGGACGACACCGCUCAAGACGUCACCGGAGAUUCGUCACAGUCGCCUCCCCAGUAUUCACCAACUGCAACAACUACCAGUGGCCCUCCCCAUCCGUCCGUGGCGCCUGCCAUUCCGUUGGCCCAUGUCAAUGAGUUAGCUGCGCAGAGAAAGAUAAAUAUGACUUGGGAAGCAUCCUUUUCAGGACCGCCUCACAUGCCCAUUUGGACUGUGCGAUGCCUGGUCAACGGCCAGUCCUACGGUGAAGGCACCAACGCCAAUAAGAAAAAGGCGCAGGCGGAGGCGGCCUCAAACGCAUACUGGAACUGUCCUGCGUUCCGUAGCGUACCCAAUUAAUCGAGACCUCGUUUCUUCCCCUCAUCAUGCGAUCAAUACAUUUCUAUGCAUUUGUGAAUAAAAUCCUUUUCGCGAUAUAAA
This is a messenger RNA of Coprinopsis cinerea okayama7#130, 840 nucleotides long. RefSeq lists its product as hypothetical. Gene Ontology annotation, molecular function: ribonuclease III activity. Bases 1 to 759 code for a protein of 252 amino acids. The record is from RefSeq and is a predicted model, not a curated record. Lineage: Eukaryota; Fungi; Basidiomycota; Agaricomycetes; Agaricales; Psathyrellaceae. The transcript is spliced from 4 exons. Gene Ontology annotation, biological process: RNA processing.